GCGUCAGCUAGGGGCCAUAAAACUAUUAUUAAUUUACUCCUUAAACAUCAUGCCAACGUAGACUUAAGCGAUGUCAAUGACGUAUCCCCGCUAGAUGUCGCAAUUGCGGGAGGUCAUGGAAUUAUCGCCAAGAAGCUGAUCAACAGUGGCGCUUUAGCCAAGGAUAGCGUUGGUCUUCACUUCGCCGUAAGAAAGGGCAAUACAGACAUGAUUCAAUUGCUUCUAGCACAUGGGUGGAAUCCCAAUGCCCUCUACUCAAUCAAUAGGACCCCUUUGCAUUUGGCUAUCGAUAAAGGAUGCAAGGAUAUAGUUUCCAUCUUGCUCCAAAACGAGGCAAGUGCUAGUGUAAACGCCCUUAACUCGCUUAGUCAGUCGCCGCUUCAUAAUGCUAUCGCAUUAGGCCACACCGAGAUGGUAAUAGUAGUGUUGGAAGGUGGUGCCGACGUCAACCUGUGUACCGAGAACGGUCAACCGGCUCUACACAUCACUCUCGCCAAGAUCACGGGGAUUAGGGGUAGACAGGAAUCCUCCGCCGCUUGCUUGAUCGUGAUGCUGACACAGCACUUAUAUCGCCGCGGGGCGGCGUAUCGAAUGAUAUGA
Colletotrichum navitas is the source of this 600-nucleotide messenger RNA. RefSeq names its product ankyrin repeat-containing domain protein. The record is from RefSeq and is a predicted model, not a curated record. The annotation marks the transcript as partial. Gene Ontology annotation, molecular function: protein binding. The transcript is spliced from 3 exons. Lineage: Eukaryota; Fungi; Ascomycota; Sordariomycetes; Glomerellales; Glomerellaceae.